UCCACCAUCCGCAAAGAUUUAACGCACUCUCACCUCAACAACCCUCAAGAUCAGCCAAAAUGGGUCGUGUCCGUACGAAGACCGUUAAGCGCGCAUCGCGUGUGCUCAUUGAGCGUUACUACCCUCGUCUCAACGCUGUUGACUUCCACACCAACAAGCGCGUCAUUGAUGAGGUUGCCAUCGUGCCUUCCAAGCGUCUCCGCAACAAGAUUGCCGGUUUCACCACCCACUUGAUGAGGAGAAUUCAGAAGGGACCUGUCCGCGGUAUCAGCUUCAAGCUGCAGGAGGAGGAGCGUGAGCGCAAGGAUCAAUACGUUCCCGAAGUGUCUGCCCUUGACACCACCGCAUCCGGCGGUCUUGAGGUCGACCCCGACACCAAGGAGAUGCUCAAAUCCAUUGGCCUCGACUCUCUGCCCGUCAGUGUUUCCGCACCUGUCACACAGUUCCAAGCUCCCGAGCGCCGCGGUGGCCGAACUGUCGUUGGUGCGGGUCGCCGCUAAAUUGGCAUUGCAGCCUUCGGCAACCAGGAUGAGGCAGGUCUUCUUUGACCCGACUCGCCGUUCCUAGACACACGCACAUGAAAACUCAUGCAUCAUCAACACCACUACCAGCGCCUCGGGCUUGCGCUUCCUGUACACUGUCUCUCGACUAGCGUCGUGAAAAUGCCCAUGCAUCGAAUCAGCACCCGUCACAGUCUUCGUGCAUCGCAUCCCAACCGACUCGCUGGCAAUCUAGUUGGAGCCGGAGAAAACCAGC
Molecule: messenger RNA, 756 nt
Organism: Ceraceosorus guamensis
Lineage: Eukaryota; Fungi; Basidiomycota; Exobasidiomycetes; Ceraceosorales; Ceraceosoraceae
Product: putative RPS17B-ribosomal protein S17.e.B
Exons: 4
Coding region: 60-500 (146 amino acids)
Biological process (GO): translation
Cellular component (GO): ribosome
Molecular function (GO): structural constituent of ribosome
Source: RefSeq, a predicted model, not a curated record